CUUUGCCUAUGAACACUGGAGCCCGGAGCGAACGAAGAGUAUCUGCCCGCGCCAAGUGCUCUGCCGGAUGCCGCCAGCCUUUGAGGCUUGCUCGCUCGUCGGAUCUAGCUCGUGGCUCGACAGCAACACAGCCGACUUACCGGCAGCACUGACAAAAGCAACACCUUCUUUCCUCAGCGCUUACGUCUGCAAUGCAUCUACAUUGUCUCGCUGCUUGGCGAGGCUUCUCUCUCAUGAGGCAAUUCAGAUCAUGCCUCCACGGUNAGCCUCUCGCNGCCCNAGCGAUCGNCNGCUGAUGUNNNAACAGCACUCCUGUCAAAUUACAUNUUGAGCAGUCGUGGAAGACGUGCUGGCCGUCUUUGGACUGGACGCUGUCGACUACUCAUCGCUCAAAGUGCGCCGAAGAGCUAUGCGAAUAUCAAAGAGCAUCUUUCAGUCGGUUGCUGCCUCAGUCAAGGUAGCGAGCCUAGAAAAUGCUCGAAUAUCCCCUAGUCUAUCUU
Mixia osmundae IAM 14324 is the source of this 500-nucleotide messenger RNA. RefSeq lists its product as uncharacterized. NCBI's taxonomy places the organism in Eukaryota, Fungi, Basidiomycota, Mixiomycetes, Mixiales, Mixiaceae. The annotation marks the transcript as partial. The transcript has 2 exons. The record is from RefSeq and is a predicted model, not a curated record.